GAAAAGAAGCAGAAGAAGGAGGACGACAAGAAGGAGGAGGAGGUUUUCUUUCGUUUUUGGAGUGCUAUGAAGAGACAAGUAGCCUCGCCGUGUUUAUUAGAAAGGAGAAAAUAUUAAUCGGCCCCCUCUGUGACGUCACCCUGGGAAGUCAUUGUAGCGAGCGAGUGGGGCGAUUAACGGCAAAAGGUUCGAGCGAGUGAGGAGUGCGACGCCGAGGAACGGACGCUGGAGCAACUUUGAAUCAACUUGCGAAUUUGAAUAAAAAAGCCCAAAAAGGCGGGAGGGUUGUUCGUGGAUGCCGUGGAAGUUCGGAUUUGGGACUAAUUUGCCUUUUUUUGCUUCUUGUCCGGCUCCGCGUCCACUUUUCGGGCGCGUCCGGGCUGUUAUGACGGCUCCCUCCCGCUAAGAUGGAGGCAUCGAGCGGCUCCAGUUUUGGGAUCGACACCAUCCUGGCGGGCGGUCGGGCCUCGCCGCCUCCGCCGUCGCCUCCGCCGUCCUGCUCGGACGCCGACACGGUGGCGGGCACGGCGCCCUCGUCGCCGCUUUCGGUCACCGCCGACCACCCGUCGGACUCGGAAGGCGGCAAUCUCCUAAUGCACCACCACCACCAACAUCAUCAUCAUCAUAACCCGCAUCAGCACCACCACCUCCAGCAGCAGCACCCGCAGCAUCUCCUCCCCGCCGCCGGGCCGCUGCUGGCCGGGGCCGGCUGCAGCGCCCCGCGGAGCGCCACCUCGUCCUUCCUCAUCAAGGACAUCCUGGGUGACGGCAAGCCGCUGGCCGCCUGCGCGCCUUACAGCACCAGCGUGUCCAUGUCGCCCAAGGGCGCCGAGAGCGCCUCGGCCCCGGACGGCUUCCGGCCCAAGCUGGAGCUCCAGGAUGAGCUCGGCCGGGGGGCCAAGAUGGAGCGCCGCGGGGACGACAUGCUGCUGCACGGCGACGUCAAGUGCAACGGCAGCAGCAAAGAGGAAGGCGAGCGCGAGAUCUCGAGCAGCCGCGACAGUCCGCCGGCGCGCACCAAGAAGCCCCGCAAGGCUCGCACGGCCUUCACCGACCACCAGCUCAACCAGCUGGAACGCAGCUUCGAGCGACAAAAGUACCUGAGCGUGCAGGACCGCAUGGACCUGGCCGCCGCGCUCAACCUCACCGACACGCAGGUCAAGACCUGGUACCAGAACCGAAGGACCAAAUGGAAGCGUCAAACAGCGGUAGGCUUGGAGCUCUUAGCCGAGGCCGGCAACUACUCGGCCCUUCAACGGAUGUUCCCGUCGCCCUACUUCUACCACCCGAGCCUGCUGGGCUCGGUGGACGGCAGCACGGCGGCGGCGGCCGCGGCAGCCGCUAUGUACAGCAGCAUGUACCGGACUCCCUCCGCUCCGCACCCGCACCCGGCGGCUGCGGCCGCGGGCAUCCAGAGGCCGCUGGUGCCCCGCGUGCUCAUCCACGGCCUCGGACCCGGGGGCCAGCCGGCACUGAACCCCCUGUCGGGCACGCCGCACGCGCGGUAGGGACCUCACUUACCCCCAUUCCAACGAAAAAACUCCCACUAAAAAGACAUUUAAACCCACAAAAAAGUGGGCAAAGGAGAUAUUUAACUCUGGACUGCUCGCGUCUGAUUGUUCGUUUUUUGUCUUUUUGUACAAAAUCCACUUAACAUUAGCGAACAAACAGUUAAAAGUUUAUUAUUAGAUGGAGACGAACGGAAUGAAUAAAGACGUCAUGCAAACGUAUGCAACACAUUUUCGUGUUUUUAUACCAAAAAAAGCUUGAAAGUGUACUUGUUGGACUUUUUUUUAUGCUUGGAUGUUUGAUACACGAGACCAAUAAUCACGUUUUAAUGCCUUUGACGGCGAUAGGCGUCUAAUCCAUUUGGACGGGUUGGAAAAGAUCGCAAAUCCUUUCCAGUCCAAAUGGAUUGGACGUCUAUAACCGUCAAGUGCAAUCAUAAGGUUGCUUAUUUUCCCUCAACUUGGUUAAAAAUAUUAUUUUGGAAUUUUCCACUCGCAUCUUUCAGAACAAAAAACAACAUAUAUCUCAGAACUAAAUGCGUUUUAUGACGUAAUCUGCAUUUAUCAACAUAAAUUCACUUUCAAAGCUAAUUUAACAUCCCAACAAAAAUGUAUCAACCUAAUUUUGUCAAAAAAUCUUGACUAAUAUGAGUUUCCAAGAGGUAAAAAGUGCAAAUAUUUCCAUUUGCGGCAGAUCAUUUUUGCGCAUAUGCAUGACUUAUGCGCCGUUAUGAUUUAUU
Molecule: messenger RNA, 2248 nt
Organism: Corythoichthys intestinalis (scribbled pipefish)
Lineage: Eukaryota; Metazoa; Chordata; Actinopteri; Syngnathiformes; Syngnathidae
Gene: barhl2
Product: BarH-like homeobox 2
Exons: 3
Coding region: 408-1508 (366 amino acids)
Biological process (GO): regulation of DNA-templated transcription
Molecular function (GO): DNA binding; DNA-binding transcription factor activity, RNA polymerase II-specific
Source: RefSeq, a predicted model, not a curated record